AUUUUUGAACAAAUUUUGCGUUUAAUCUUACGUUCAAGUUUUCCAACCAACUUUAUGUCCAAUUUUACGUACAAUUUUGAGAGAAAGUUUGUUUGAUGGAUUGGAUGUAGGAUUGUUAGCGUGGGACACAAUGUUUGCGUGUGAAAAGGAUGUUGUGGUGUCGCCAGGCCGCGUGGUGAACAUGUCCAGCUCCGACGCCCGCAUGGGGGACGUCAUGCGCUCGCCCGACUGCGUGUCCAAAUACGGCGUGGAGGCCUUCUCCGACUGCCUGCGCCACGAGAUGAAGCCCUGGGGGGUCAAAGUGUCGCUGGUGGAGCCGGGGAACUUCACCGCCGCCACGGGACUUCUCACCCGCCACGCCGCGCCCGACAAGCUGUGGGCCGAGGCGCCGGCGGGCGUGCGGGAAGACUACGGCAGAGUCCACUUCCAGCGGCGGGCGGCGCCGGUGCGCUCUUUCCGCGGCGGCGGGCGGACGGACGUGGGUCCUGUGGUGCAGGACGUUGUGGACGCCAUCAGGUCCAAGCGUCCUUACACCCGCUACAACCCCAUGGAGCCUCGCUGCUGGCUGCGCAUGCAGCUGAUGACACAUCUUCCUGCCGCCCUCUCAGACCUGCUCUACUUUUAAACCCUCUUUCACUUUCUAUCCUCACAUAUUUCACAUGAAUAACAAUCAUAAUGUAGAGCAUUCGUAUGCGUUCAAUGUUGACACUGCAGUGAUUUAACACUAAACACCACCAGAGGGCGCCAUUGGAUCAUGUUUGAUUUACUCUACUUGUACGUCGACAUUUUCAAAAAUAAAUCAAAAAAUGUUUGAAAAAAUAUGAUUACUGCAACCAAGGUGGUGAAUUGAUCCUUCGAUUAUUUUUCCAUCCAUACAAAUUUUAAAAAUUAUUAAUAAAAAACGACUAGUUAAAAUAUCGUUUUAAAAAAAUUGAAAAAAUAAAAAAACGACUUGUUAAAAUGUCGUUUUAAAAUAAUAAAAUAUGAAAAAAGGUAGCGUGUUUUGUGUUAAAAAGCAAUAAGUAAUUGUAAAAGACGAUUUGAUUUUCAUUUUAUAUUUCAUGAAAGAAAAUUUAAAGUCUCCAUUGAACGGAAACGGAAAGACAUUCUAAAACCGGAAGUUGUGUUUUCAAAGUAAGAGCGGGGAUAAUACGGUACCCUAAAAUGUAUUGUAGCUCUACACAGAAAUUAUUUUGAACAUUAGACGGUGACGAGAUGUUUUAUGUGAUAUAAUACUGUAGAUUGGUGCAAAAAUAAUUUAUUAAUAAUAAUAAUAAUAAUACAGAAGUAGAGCGCUCGUAUGUAUUCAAUGUUGACACUGCAGCGUUUGAAAUGAGCCCAAAAUGGAGGUUUUAGGUCAACUGUAACACCAAACACCACCAGGGGGCGCCCUCAGAUCAUGUUUGAUUUACUCUACUAUUUAAUCUACAUUUUCAAAAAUAAAUCCAAAAAUGUUUGACAAAAUAUGAUUACUGCAACCAAGGUGAUGAAUUGGUCUUUCGAUUUUUUCAUUGUCUAUCCAAAUUAAAAAAUAAUAAUAAUAAAAAACGACUAGUUAAAAUAUCGUUUAAAACGAUAUUUUAAAAAAAAAUGGAAAAAAUAAAAAACGACUUGUUAAAAUGUCGUUUUAAAAUACGAAAAUUUUUUUUUUAAAAAGGAAGCGUGUUUUGUGUUAAAAAGCAAUUGACUAAUUCUAAAAGAAGAUUUGAUUUUCAUUUUAUAUUUCCUGAAAGAAAAUUUAAAGUCUCCGUUGAACGGAAACGGAAAGACAUUCUAAAACCGGAAGUUGUGUUUUCAAAGUAAGAGCGGGGAUAAUGCGCUACCCUAAAAUGUAUUGUAGCUCUACACAGAAAUUAUUUUAGACAUUACACGACGAGGAGAUGUUUUAUGUGAUAUAAUACUGUAGAUUGGUGCAAAAAUAAUUUAAUAAUAAUAUAGUAGAUUUUAUAAAGUUAAAAAAUACUGAUACUGCGACCAAAGGGGUGAAUUGGUCUUUAGAUUAAUGGAUGGAUGUUCAUCCAUCCAUUUUCUACCGCUUAUUCUCUUUUGGGGUCGCUGGCGCCUACCUCAGCAACAAUCAGGCGGAAGGCAGUAUGAAAAAUGAAAAAAAUUUAAUCAAAACGAUUAGUUAAAAUGUCGUUUUAAAAUACGAAACAUAAAAAUGAAAAAAAUAUGCCUGUUUUUGUGUUAAAAAGCAAUAACUAAUUCUAAAAGACGAUUUUCAUUUUAUAUUUCAUGAAAGAAAAAAUGAAAAUCUCCAUUGAACGGAAACGGAAACACAUUCUAAAGCCGGAAGUUGUAUUUUCAAAGUAAUAGCGUGUAUAAAACGGUACCCUAAAAUGUCUCGUAGCUCGACACAGAAAUUAUUUUAGACAUUACCCGACGAAGAGAUGUUUUAUGUGAUAUAAUACUGUAUAUUGGUGCAAAAAUAAUUUAUUGAUAAUAAUAAUACAGAAGUGAGCGCUCGUGUGAAUUCAAUGUUGACACUGCAGCGUUUGAAAUUAGCCCAAAAUGGAGGUUUUAGGUCAACUGUAACACCAAACACCACCAGGGGGCGCCCUUGGAUCAUGUUUGAUUUACUCUACUUGUACAUCGACAUUUUCAAAAAUAAAUCCAAAAAUGUUUGACAAAAUAUGAUUACUGCAACCAAGGUGAUGAAUUGGUCUUUCGAUUUUUUUCCAUGUAUACGAAUUUAAAAAAAAUAAUAAUAAAAAAUGACUAGUUAAAAUAUCGUUUAAAACGAUAUUUUAAAAAAAAAUGGAAAAAAUAAAAAACGACUUGUUAAAAUGUCGUUUUAAAGUACGAAAUUUUUUUAAAAAAAAGAAUCGUGUUUUGUGUUAAAAAGCAAAUAACUAAUUCUAAAAGACGAUUUGAUUUUCAUUUUAUAUUUCAUGAAAGAAAAUUUAAAGUCGCCAUUGAACGGAAACGGAAAGACGUUCUAAAACCGGAAGUUGUGUUUUCAAAGUAAGAGCGGGAAUAAUACGGUACCCUAAAAUGUAUUGUAGCUCUACACAGAAAUUAUUUUGAACAUUAGACAUUAGUGACGAGAUGUUUUAUGUGAUAUAAUACUGUAGAUUGGUGCAAAAAUAAUUUAAUAAUAAUAAUAAUAACACAGUUGAUUUUAAAAAGUUAAAAAAUACUGAUACUGCGACCAAAGGGGUGAAUUGGUCUUUAGAUUUUUUUUUUCAUGUUCAUCCAUCCAUUCUCUACCGCUUAUUCUCUUUUAGGGUCGCUGGCGCCUACCUCAGCAACAAUCAGGCGGAAGGCAGUAUGAAAAAUGAAAAAAAUUAAAUCAAAACGAUUAGUUAAAAUGUCGUUUUAAAAUACGAAACAUAAAAAUGAAAAAAAUAUGCGUGUUUUUGUGUUAAAAAGCAAUAACUAAUUCGAAAAUACGAUUUGAUUUUCAUUUCAUAUUUCAUGAAAGAAAAAUGAAAGUCUCCAUUGAACGGAAACGGAAAGACAUUCUAAAACCGGAAGUUGUAUUUUCAAAGUAAUAGCGUGUAUAAGACGGUACCCUAAAAUGUCUCGUAGCUCGACACAGAAAUUAUUUUAGACAUUACACGACGAGGAGAUGUUUUAUGUGAUAUAAUACUGUAGAUCGGUACAAAAAUAAUUUAUUAAAAACAAUAAUAAUAAUACAGAAGUAGAGCGCUCGUGUGAAUUCAAUGUUGACACUGCAGCGUUUGAAAUGAGCCCAAAAUGGAGGUUUUAGGUCAACUGUAACACCAAACACCACCAGGGGGCGCCCUUGGAUCAUGUUUGAUUUAAAUUUAGAUUUUAAAUGCUGAUACUGCAACCAAAGGGGUGAAUUGGUCUUUGUUUUUUGUUUUUUUCAUGUAUGAAAACUGAAAAAAAUUGAAUUAAAACGAUUAGUUUUAAAAUA
Messenger RNA from Nerophis ophidion (straightnose pipefish), 3883 nucleotides. RefSeq names its product D-beta-hydroxybutyrate dehydrogenase, mitochondrial-like. The record is from RefSeq and is a predicted model, not a curated record. The transcript has a single exon. Bases 131 to 625 code for a protein of 164 amino acids. NCBI's taxonomy places the organism in Eukaryota, Metazoa, Chordata, Actinopteri, Syngnathiformes, Syngnathidae.